Molecule: messenger RNA, 1662 nt
Organism: Panicum virgatum (switchgrass)
Lineage: Eukaryota; Viridiplantae; Streptophyta; Magnoliopsida; Poales; Poaceae
Exons: 3
Coding region: 1-1539 (512 amino acids)
Molecular function (GO): protein binding
Source: RefSeq, a predicted model, not a curated record
AUGGGGAACGCGAGGGAAAUGGCGAUCGACUCCGACGACGGCGGCGGCGGCGGCGGCUGCGGCGGAGCGAAGAGGCAGAAGGUGGAUGAGCGUGGGGUCCGACGUGAAGCGGUGGGUGCGGACGGCGGAUGCGGCUCGGCGGACCGCAUAUCGUCGCUGCCGGACGAGCUGCGGCAACGCAUCCUGACGCGGCUCGCCUUCAAGGACGCCAUCCGCACGGGGGUGCUAGCCCGCGGGUGGCGCGACCUCUGGAAGAGCCGGUGGCCGCACAGCGCCUCCGUCGAGGUCCGCCUCAGCUCUCGCAACGCCCUGCGGAGGGAGCUCGACGCGCUGGCGCGCAAGCCGCACCCACGGCGCCGCCUCGACCGCUUCUCCCUCGUCGUCAAGAAAUGCAACCUCAAGACCUCGGAGCUGCGGGGCUUCACCGAUUACGCCGCCGAGUGCCGCGUCGAGGACCUCCACGUCGAGGUGCGGAAGGGCAUCGAGGGCAAACUCAACUUCCCGCUGUCCAGCCCGCUCCUCGCGCGCCUCUCGCUCCGCCGUAUCGGCGUCAUCUCCAGCUUGUACUACAAGGGCGCACAGCCGUUUCGCGCUCUCGAGGUCAUCCGGCUCCACUCAGUCUCCAUUUCCGAGGUGGGUUUCAAGAACAUGAUGGCACUGUGCCCCAGCCUCCUCGCUCUCAACCUGCGUGCCUGCCACUGUGACUAUUUUUUCUACCGGCCGGACAUUAAGAGGAAGAGACGCAGCUUGGUCAUGCCGCCUAACCUGAGGACCGUCACCGUCGCGGACUGUUGGGGGUGCGCCAGUCUGAACUUGGUGCCUGUGCCUUGCCUGCGCUCCUUCUGCUACAGAGGCGACUUCGUCAACGCACCCUUCUUCCUUCCUAGCGACGCCGCUCUUGGUGAUCUUUACAUUCAGUUUGCUGACUCGGUAGCAGAACUGCACAACACCAAAAAGUUGAGUGAUUCUCUCCCAAAGGAUUUAUCUGGUCUCAAUGUUCUCACCGUCUGUUGCAAUGCCCUCGAGGUUGCGUCUCGCUUGUUAUCGAUUGAUGAUGGAGCAAAUGGCAUGUUGCCCAAUAUCAACUUACACAAUUUGAGAGAACUACAACUAAUCAUGUUACGAAUGGAAGCUUCCAACCUAGCUGACCUUUAUGUGUUCUUCAAGACCUUCCAAUGUCCUAAUUUGGAAAGGCUCUUUGUGCAGCUCCCAGCUUCUAUGGCCAUGGAGGGAGGUUCUAUUGGUGAGGUGAGGGAAGAGCCACCGGAGGAUGACUUAUAUAACCUUUUGAUGGUAAAGGUCAUGAACUUCAACUGGCGCUGCAGUGAGGUGCAGCUCGUGAGUUUUUUGUUGAGGAAAGCUAGCUCCUUGCGUAAACUGUUAAUAGUUUCUCCCAAUGUCACUCCACCAGAUUUACCCUGUGUAGAAGCAGACCUUUUGAUUCUCAAAGAAGCUUUGGCCAAUGGCAAGAUAAUCCUGAGUGAGUCUGACGACAUUACAACUCAACCAUAUCAUUCUGAGGUCUUUAUCAUGGACUAGUUGUUUGAGGCUAGUCAAGUCAGAGCUCUAUGGGCUAUGGGUAGCAAUUUCAGCCCAUCAGGGCAUUAUCCUUGUGGAUGUAACUCUUAUUGAUAAUAUAUGAGAACCAAUAUUGUCUCCUCA